GUCAUUUAUAAGCGCAGCUGAGAACUUCAGAUAUCACGAUAGAAGACUCAUAUGAUACGAUGUGUAAUUCACCCUUCACCUGAGCCCUAUGAGUAACUACCUGCCUUACACGGCAGUAAUAACUGCUAAUGACUGCUAAUAACUGCUAAUAACUGCCAAUGAACUCGGGGACACGAAACUCUCUUAUAGGUCACAAACAAACUUUAUGCAUCAGUCACUGCUAUUAUCUGUCAUAUUCAUCAUAUGCUCAAGAAAAGGGGAGAGCAAUUUUAGGCUACAAACCUCAAUCGGCAUAUCCUAAUUACCUACCUCAUACGUCUUUAUAUAAUAUAUAAUAUAUUGCUUAUUCCCAACGCCGCCGCACCUAUAUAAGAACGUCAGCUACCUAUAACACACCACCCAAAAAAAAAAAAAAAACUCAACAAGUAACAUCACAACGACGCAAUCGGAAAAUGUCCGAGACAAUCCGUCUCCCCCACAAACCCGACGCCCCGCUGUCUUACCAAUUCGUGCCGGGACAGGGCCCCUUGUCAACCACCCAUCUCGUCGUCUACCUCAACGGACUCAUCGCCCCCCAGUCCGGCUGGCAUGCAACUAUAGAGGAUCUUCAACGACUAUGGGAUGAAAGCAGCCGCAGCACUAAUCACCCACCGCUACUUACCUACGACCGCUACGGCCAGGGUGAGUCCGCGCGCGAUCCUGCCGAUGACCAGCACGGCGGGAGCCACGACAUCUGCGAGGUCGUCGCAGACCUGCACAUCCUAGCGCAAGAGAUUUGGCGCACCAAGAUAAAGGAUGUUCCGAAUGAAGAUGGAGCGGACCAAGUGCCGAAGUUAAUCUUCGUCGCCAACAGCAUCGGCUGCGUCAUUGGACGUUUCUACGCCGAGACGUAUCCGGGCUCUACGGCGGCACUACUAUUCCUCGACAGCAACAUCGCUAACAGCGACCUAGUAUCGCUCUUCCCGGACCCGGACGCAUCAGGCUUCGACCCGGCUACACUCCCCACGGACUCGACAGUCGCGGACCUGCGCCGCACGCGCGCGGGCUAUGCCGCGCACUUCCAGCCAUCGGCGCCGAACCCGGAGCACCUAGACCGGCGAAACAUCAUGUCGCUACUGCCGCUUUCUGACGCGCCGCCGCUGCAGGGGCCAGACGAAGGGAUGGGGCCGUGGAUCACAGUUGUAGGGCACGACUGGGAGACCUUUGCCGAGGAGGGCUUGCGGGGGUCCAUGAACGUGCCCAAGGGUCUGACGAACGCGUACAUGAACCCGCCCUGGGCCGACUACAACGAGGGGCUCACGCACCUGACGGAUGCGGAGAGAGUCCGGGGUCCAGUGAUAGCGACGGGUUGUGGCCAUUUCAUACAGAAGGAUGACCCGGCGCUGGUUGCGGAGCUUACGGAUGACUUGAUACAGAAGAUCGAGGCGAAUGGAGCGAUAUAGGGGUAGGAGGGGUGGAAUUCGAGGGCUGCCUACCUGCCUAGGUUACCUACCUUUUGCUCUUGCGUAAGUAUGUAUGUGUGUACAUGAUACAUAGGUAGGUAGCUUCACGAGCACCGCGAUGAGUUGAUGACUUGCCAUUUCGGCCAUUAUACCUGAUAGUAGCAGAUAGACUAUAGAUACGAAGCGACGUCGAUUUCACGGGUUAUCUCCCUGCCAAAACCCAUCUUCUUCUUCAUGCGACGUGUAUUUGGCUUCCGUUUCCUGCACGGAAACUCUUUGCGAGCAACGUUUCUACAUAGUUACAACAGUCAGUCGAAAGGAAAACAGUUACCUCCAAGCCAACUAUCUAGGUUAUGUAGGCACCUAACCUACCUAUCUACCACCGAGUCCCUACAAACCAAAAGCGCAUGAUAGAAACAGCCGUUUUCAGCACCCCGUCCAUAAGUCAAGUUACAACGUUGC
Messenger RNA from Daldinia loculata, 1904 nucleotides. RefSeq names its product alpha/beta-hydrolase. The transcript has a single exon. The coding region runs from base 453 to 1442 and encodes 329 amino acids. NCBI's taxonomy places the organism in Eukaryota, Fungi, Ascomycota, Sordariomycetes, Xylariales, Hypoxylaceae. The record is from RefSeq and is a predicted model, not a curated record.